Messenger RNA from Danio rerio (zebrafish), 1526 nucleotides. The record is from RefSeq and is a predicted model, not a curated record. Lineage: Eukaryota; Metazoa; Chordata; Actinopteri; Cypriniformes; Danionidae.
UGAAAUAAUUAUACAAAAUAAUUUCUGUGACAUUUUUUUAUAACAUGACCAAAAAACUAAACAAACAAAAAAACAGGUUAUUUUAGAUACUAAAAUUCCCAAUGAAGAGUUCAACUGGCCAGAUAAGUAGACUAUUAAAUAUUUUGUUCACAAAUAACGAAUAAAAUCUUUGCAUUAUAUUUUUUGUAUGUAAUAGAAAUAGAAAUGAAUGAAUUCACUAAUGGAUAAGCAAAGACGCGCGCGCACACACUCAUACGUUUCACCCAGCAGCCUCUUGUUUGUGCUCGAGACCCUCCGCGCAGUUUCAGGUCGCGCGCUGCUCCAUCAUCACGAGAGCUCGUGACUGACCGGUUUCCUCGCGUAGGACUGUCAAAGCUCGAGCGGAUGGCGCCUCCCCUUUUCCUCUGUGUGACCAACAAUAACUCAUCCGCUGUUUUGCACUGUGCGUUCACACUCAGAGAGGAGAUGUGGUCAGGAUAGAUCUGCGCUCUUUUUCUUCGUGCACCAUACUACGUUUUUUUUUUACUAAACGUAUUGUUGCGUCCGUGUUUUUUUUUUUCCUUUUUCACGUUUUUCUUUUUGUAGUUUUAUUUAUUACAAUGAAGGCCAGCGUGCCGGUUCGCCCUCAUAAGCUUCCUUCUAGCUGCAGUCAGCUCUCCUUGCGUUAUUUGUCGGAGAGCAGCCGAUGCAAAAUGGAAGAUGAGGAUCUUUUCUGUCUGCAGUACGACAUGAACGACUGCUACAGCCGACUCAAACGCUUGGUGCCCACUAUUCCGCAGGAUAAGAAAGUCAGUAAAGUGGAAAUCCUCCAGCAUGUCAUUGACUAUAUUCUGGACCUGCAGCUGGCGUUGGAAACGCACCCUGCGCUCCUGAAACAGACGAGCCCACCCGCUUCCACACGGACUCCACUCACACAAAUCAACACAGAGCAGGUGCGCAAAUGAACCCAUCCAAAGCCAAGCCCAGCUUCACCAGGGAAUGCAACACACAUCUGGCCAAUUACAGUGGAGCAGGACUGAAACUAAUAUCUAAAUAAAAUAAAUAAAUCACAAUUUGUAAACAUUUUGUGGUCAACUAUCAAACAUGCGAUGAUGCCAGUCCGAUUUCUCAUGUGGAUUUGGACAGAGAAUCUGUUCCCACACCAUCUUUUUCUUUGGUAUUUCUUUUUGAAGGCACCUAAGUAAAAAAAAAAAAAAGAACCUGGGUGUAAAUUUACAGUCUCUAAAGCUUUACUAAAGAAAAUGAAAAUGUAAACAUCUGACAUAUAUUGUUAGGUGACGUGUGUUGACCAGGGAUUUCCCUGCUGUUUAAUAUUGUACAAAGCUAUACGUGUUGACUUGAUGAUGUACAUAACAUGCGCGAUGUUCUAUAACUGUAUGUGUAAGAGAAUAUAUGUUCAACCAGCCGAUUUUAAUCAUUCUAAAAUAUUUUUUAUCAAAAAUGUUUUGUUCUGUAAAUACUGUGUUUUCACAUUAAUGUAGUGAAUGAUUACAUUAUGUUCUGUGAAUAAAGUCCUCACAUCUUAA